AUGGGUGAAACCCGGAGAUCUCACAAAAAGACGAGGACAGGGUGCACUCAAUGUAAACGUCGGCGUGUGAAAUGUGAUGAAGGAAAGCCAUCCUGUGCCAAUUGCACUAAGAACAAGAUACAAUGUAGCCUUGACUUUCUUACUCCAAUGACCUCAUCGUCUCGCAGUCUCAUCAUCGCCUCGUCUACUUCUUCCUAUUCACCUAGUCUCACGCCAGAACUAUCGCCCUCGACCUUCAGUCCUCAGACCAAUGAACUUCUUCACCACUAUUCAACCACUUUAUACCUGUCCCUCGCCGACAAUCGCACGCCGAGAGUCUGGAAAGUCGGCAUGCUACAAAUGGGCCUCGAAUAUCCGUUCCUACUUUCCGGAAUUCAAGCUGUCUCGGCACUGCAUCUAGCCUCUCUUCUCCCGAAUCGCAAAGAUGAAUUUUACAGCCUGGCUUUGUCACGGGAAUCUGCAGCUCUUCCCUCAUUCCGAGCCACCUUGAUCAACCCAAAACCAGAGACAAUCGACGCCAUUUUUGCCUUUGCUGGCUCUAUAGUUUAUUAUGUCAUGGCAUCCCCUGAACACUUCGCUGGAGAGAAGAUAGAUCGGUGCAGGAUCCCGACCAAGAACGAUGAUCAUCCACAUUGGUUUCAGACGAUGAGGGGAUUGAUGGGAUUACUUAUGAACCAUUGGAAUGAGCUUUUAAAAGGGCAAUUUCAUGACUUGUUGGAUUCGCUUCCCCCUGGCUCAGAUCUUGCUAUUGAUCCACCUGAAGAUGAACACUUCGGGAAGCUUGAAGGGUUGUUCCCAAAUUCAACUGACGAUCGAAAGGUUGAAAUUUGCAGGGAAGCAUUGAAAGAAUUACGGGAUACGUCAGCAUUCUCGAAUGAAUCAUCCGGAAUCCGCUCCAUCAAGUCAUCAAUUCACAUGUGGGCAGGUCGUGUGAGUCAAGAAUACAUGGAGCUGGUGUACGAAAGAGAUCCUCGAGCACUAGUUAUCUUGGCGCAUUUUUGCGUUCUGUUAAAGAGAAAUAAUCACCACUGGUACUCGAAGGGAUUGGGGACAGGGAUGUUGGACAACGUUAGACAUGCCCUUGGAGAAGAGUGGCAACCGUGGAUUCAAUGGGCACUCGAUCAACCUGUCUCGGAAACUGAGGUGGAAAUAAUAGAUACUUGA
This is a messenger RNA of Mollisia scopiformis, 1164 nucleotides long. RefSeq lists its product as uncharacterized. Bases 1 to 1164 code for a protein of 387 amino acids. The record is from RefSeq and is a predicted model, not a curated record. Gene Ontology annotation, molecular function: zinc ion binding; DNA-binding transcription activator activity, RNA polymerase II-specific. The transcript is spliced from 2 exons. Gene Ontology annotation, biological process: regulation of transcription by RNA polymerase II. NCBI's taxonomy places the organism in Eukaryota, Fungi, Ascomycota, Leotiomycetes, Helotiales, Mollisiaceae.